AUGGCAGCGUGGUUCUGCCGACGGUUGGCCGCUCUCACCGUCCCCAAGGCCUCCUCCUACCUCGCCCAUAAGGAGCUUUCAUGCUCCUGCUCAGCCAGUCUUCCAAGCCGCAUCCACCCGGUCGUCGCCGGCCUCCACGACUCCGUCAAUGCGCUCCUCGCGUGGACCAAGGCGCCGGCUCCGGUGCAGGCAGCUUGCACGGUGUGGAUCGGCGCAGGGAUGGACCAUCUGGGCCACCUACUGUCCAGCCUCACCGACGUGCUCCACCACCCGCAGGUGCAGGACCCUGAGCGGCGGCGGUGCCAAACCGCGUCGUCGUGGACAGAGCGGCUGCUCCGCGACCUCGUCGUCAUCGCCGACGCGCAUAGCUGCUUCUCUGAGGUUCUUGUCUCCCUGAAGGAACUGCUCGGUGAAUCCCAGGCCGCAGUCCGCAAUGGCGACGCCACCCGCCUCGCGGCCGCGCUGUGCACACGCCGCCGCUCCGACCGCGAUCUCUCCAGUCUCGCCGCCACAUUGCGCGCCGUCUCGCACCGUUCUAACUCCCCCGCCGCGGCUACGUCAGACUGCGGCGAGGCGGCACUGGCGGAAGCCGUCGAGGCGGCCACGUGUGCCGUGGCGUCCGCGUCCGCCGCCAUCUUCGCCGGGCUCGCCUCCGCCUCGGCCUACUCUGUCCUUCGAGCAUUGACCUCCUCGCCGACUGCAUCUUCCGCGGAGGCCAUGGAACGGCUGCAGAAUCUGGAGGAGUGCGUCGUGGCGGCAGAGGACGGCUGCAAGCAGGUGCAUCGCGCGCUAGUAAACGCGAGAAUGUCGCUGCUCAAUGUACUCACGCCCUGCUAA
Molecule: messenger RNA, 837 nt
Organism: Lolium perenne
Lineage: Eukaryota; Viridiplantae; Streptophyta; Magnoliopsida; Poales; Poaceae
Source: RefSeq, a predicted model, not a curated record